Messenger RNA from Fraxinus pennsylvanica, 1626 nucleotides. NCBI's taxonomy places the organism in Eukaryota, Viridiplantae, Streptophyta, Magnoliopsida, Lamiales, Oleaceae. The record is from the annotation of a GenBank genome assembly.
AUGGCUUCUCUUCUCUCGUUGAUCCUCUUCUUCUACCUCUCUUCCUCCGCCUCUGGCCGCCAGCAGACCCAUAAACCCGCCGUAAAACUAUCCCCUCCGAACACUUCUGAUAACAUUAUUCGUGAAGCCUGUAAGGCAUCACGUUACCCGUCCACAUGCGAGGCCUCGUUGGUUCAAUCCAAUCACGUGCCUCCAGGCGCCACUAUUCUGCAAGUGAUUCAAUCUGCCAUGUGGGUUUCGGCCCAGAAUCUCGAGAAGGCGAAAUCAAUGGCGGGGGAAAUCCUGGACGCGUCCACAGGUAAUCAAAAUCGGUUGAACGCGGCGGAAACAUGCCUGGAGGUGCUGCGUUAUUCGGAGUACCGGAUGGCUUUGACGAAUGCGGCUCUGCCGCGUGGCAAGAUCAAGGAUGCGCGUGCUUGGAUGAGCGCGGUGUUGGUGUUCCAGUACGACUGCUGGUCGGCUUUGAAAUACGUGAACGGCACGUCCCAAGUCGGUAAAACGAUGGCGUUUUUGAAUUCUCUGAUUAGAUUGAGCAGCAAUGCAUUGGGAAUGAUGGUUAAUUACGAUAAUUUUGGCGAGAAAACCAGAUCUUGGGGCCCACCCAAGACAGAACGGGACGGGUUCUGGGAGGGAGGUUCAGGUUCUUCCGGGUUCGUGGGCGGGCUGCCUAAAGGGCUGAAACCGGACGUGACGGUGUGCAAUGUCGGCAGGUGCGAUUAUAAAGCAAUACAGGAUGCAGUGAAUGCGGCGCCGAAGAAUGCUGGGGCGGGGAACCGGUUUGUGAUAUGGAUUAAGGCCGGGGUUUACGAGGAAACCGUUCGGGUCCCUUUGGAGAAGAAGAAUGUGGUAUUUUUGGGAGAUGGCAUGGGCAAAACCAUCAUUACAGGUUCGAUGAAUGCCGGUCAGCCUGGGAUGUCCACCUAUAAUUCUGCCACUGUUGGGGUCGCUGGUGAUGGAUUUAUGGUGAGUGGUCUCACUAUCCAGAACACGGCUGGACCUGGUGCUCAUCAAGCAGUAGCCUUCCGGCUAGAUAGUGAUCUUUCCAUCAUAGAAAACUGCGAAUUCCUCGGCAAUCAAGACACACUAUAUGCCCACAGCCUACGCCAGUACUACAAGUCGUGUCGCAUCCAAGGAAACGUAGACUUCAUAUUCGGAAACUCAGCUGCAUUUUUCCAGGACUGCCUCAUCCUAGUCGCCCCUCGGCAAAUCAAGCCAGAAAAGGGCGAGAACAAUGGUGUGACAGCUCAUGGCAGAAUUGACCCUGCCCAAUUUACAGGUUUCGUCUUUCAAAAUUGUAUAAUCAAUGGCACUGAAGCAUACAUGGCUCUGUAUUAUAGGAAGCCUAGUGUACAUAAGAAUUUCCUCGGUAGGCCAUGGAAGGAAUACUCGAGAACAGUUUUUAUACACUGUACGUUGGAGGCUCUCAUUAAACCAGGAGGAUGGAUGCCUUGGAAAGGUGAUUUUGCUUUGAAAACUCUUUAUUAUGGGGAAUUCAAGAACUACGGGCCAGGAGCUAAUGCAUCACAGCGAGUCGCGUGGAGUAGCCAGAUUCCAGCUGAGCAUAUUUCUUCAUACUCCGUGCAGAAUUUCAUGCAAGGUGAUCAAUGGAUUCCCGCAUCUUCUUGA